AUGGCGAACCCGGGAAUGCUCUACGUUACUAUGCAGCCGAAGCCUGAAUUGGCUAUCGAGCAGUUCCACGAGUGGUACAACAACGAGCACGGCCCAACCCGUCUGCGUCUUCCCCAAAUCUUCACCAACGGCCUGCGAUACCAGGCCAAUGACGGCCAAGAACCGACCUUCCUCGCGACCUACGACGUUACCUCCAUGUCCCACUUGGAGACUCCUACAUAUACCACUCUUCGCGCUAACCGUUCUUCCCGCGAGGCUGAGACCAUUGGCCAGGUCGACGUGACGAGAUACUUCUUCGACUUGGUAAUCGAGCGCAAGGCCCCUUUGUUCCUGCCAAUUGAGCAACUCUCCGACAAGGAGGCUGAGGGGCUGGAGCUUGUUGCUGUUCAGACCACUCUUCACGACGAGUCUGGGGAGGCAGAGCUUAAGAAGUGGUACGAGGAGGAGCACAUCGACAUGCUGUCCAAGGUUCCUGGCUGGCUGAGGACGAGGGUCGUCAAGGUCUCUAGUCUCGGCGACGGCGCCGGUUCCAAGACGACCUUCUUUGCCCUCCACGACUACGCUCGUCAAAACGGAUUGGGAGGUCCUGAGCACAAGGCUUCCAUGUCUACGAAAUGGGGCGGCGAGAUCGUGUCCAAGUAUGUCAAGGACAAGAGCCGCCGCACCUACAAGCUCUUCUACGUCUUUGGCCCGGCGCCCCGUGAUUUGUCCAACUUGGCAAAGCUACCAGCUUCUACUGCUAGCUGGACCUCGCCGGAUGGCAAGACGAAGACUGUUCCUGGACCCAAUGAAGUCAUCAGCUCAUAUAUCACGGCAGAGGACAACCUUUCCAUCCCCUACAGGCUUGAGGGCAACCCCUCACCUGACGCACCGACAGUUGCCUUCAGCAACUCCUUGUUGACGUCGUUGCACAUGUGGGAUUCUCUUGUUGAAAUCAUCAAGCAGAAGCGCCCUGAUCUGCGCAUCUUGCGUUACGACACUCGAGGUCGGCAUGCGAUCCCCAAUCCCCCAGUGCCUGCGACAUUGGAUCUGCUGGCGUCUGAUCUGCGCACCGUCCUCGACGCUCUCCGCAUUCCCAAGCUGCACGCACUUAUCGGCGUAUCAAUGGGAGGUGCAACCACUACCAACUUUGCACUCAAAUAUCCCAAUCGGUUGAAGAAGUUUAUCGCGUGCGACUUCAACGUAACAUCGAGUGCUGCCAAUACUCAGGCGUGGAAGGACCGCAUUGCAGUGGCUGAGGAGGACAGUGGAGCUGGCAUCGCGAAGCUGGCGCAGCAGACGGUGGGUCGGUGGUUCCACCCCGCAACGAUGGAAAAGGAGAAUCUCGUCAAAUCAAUGACGGAUAUGGUGGCCACCAACGACGUGGUCGGUUUUAAAUACAGUUGCCAGGCGCUGUGGGAUUAUGACCUCAAGCCGGCAUUGAGUUCUUGCCAAGUGCCGGGCUUGCUCGUCGUCGGAGACGGUGACGGCAAAGGCGCCCUCGUCAAGGCAAUGGACGGCUUUAAGGGCUUGGUGGGCGAAAAUGGUGUCGAAUUAAAGAUUGUGCCCAACGCUGGUCAUCUUCCAAUGUGGGAAGACCAUGCGGCAUUUUGGGAAGCAAUUCAGGAGUUCCUCUAG
Molecule: messenger RNA, 1617 nt
Organism: Colletotrichum truncatum
Lineage: Eukaryota; Fungi; Ascomycota; Sordariomycetes; Glomerellales; Glomerellaceae
Product: 3-oxoadipate enol-lactonase 2
Source: RefSeq, a predicted model, not a curated record